UGCUCGCUGAUUGGUCCGUCGCACUGAAGCCUCGUCACCGCGCCCACUCUUCCCUCCGGUGACCCUUGUAACGGUGCGCGCGGGGGAGCCUCCUCCGAACAGCCUGACGGGAGGGACAUGGCGGCCGCGGGCGGGCCCGGGGGAGACGGACCGGUGCGGAGAUGGGUCCGGGGCCUCGGGCUGCUCUACCUGUGUAUCCGGGGACCCCGACUGUACCGAGUGUACCGGCCGAGCGGGCGGGCAGCAGCGGUGAGAGGCCGGGGCGGGGAGGAGGCGGAGCCCGAGGGAUCAUGGGAGUCGUUCUACCAGCCGCGAGCCCUGGAGAAACACACAGAUAGCAUGUUGGCAUGGGUGUCUGUCCUGUGGACCAUUUCCUAUUACUCUUCCCCUCUCGCGAUCAUGUAUAUGUACAGGAAAGGCUAUCUGAAUGCGUCCAGGCUGGUACCGUUAGGGCAAUAUGGAAUGACGCUACUCUUACUGCUGGCAGGAGUGGUGUGUUUGAGAGGAUUGGGAAGAUGGAGCAACCCUCACUACAUUCAGUUUAUUAGCAUUUUGGAGAGAACCAAAUUCGAGAACACCCCAGAGAACAAGAGAAGGCUUUCCAUCUAUAAUUUUGACUUCCGCAGUUGGCCGGUGGAUUUCCGGUGGGAUGAAACGAGCAGUAAAGAGAGGAUUCAAGGUACGGGGCCCCUUGGUGGAGUACCAUUACUGAAGUCUGAACCCCGAACGCGGGGCGCUGGCGAUAGCCUCCUGCAAAGGAUCCAGAAGUUGCCCUGUCAGAUAACCAGUUACGUGGUGGCUCACUCGUUCGGUAGACGGAUGCUGUACCCUGGUUCUGUCUACCUCUUACAGAAGGCUCUGAUGCCGAUGUUAUUGCAAGGACAGGCUCGGCUGGUUGAGGAGUAUAAUGGGAAGAGAGCCAAGCUCUUGGCAUGUGAUGGGAAUGAGAUAGACACCAUCUUCGUGGAACGCAGAAACACUGGAGAACCCAAUGGGGAAAAGCUGGUGAUCUGCUGUGAGGGCAAUGCUGGCUUUUACGAGGUUGGCUGUGUUUCAACUCCACUUGAAGCUGGUUAUUCAGUCCUGGGAUGGAAUCAUCCUGGAUUUGCUGGUAGCACAGGCAUCCCUUUCCCUCAAAAUGAGGCAAACGCCAUGGAUGUGGUGGUCCAAUACGCCAUCUACAACCUUGGAUUUGAGCUGCAGGACAUUAUUGUGUAUGCUUGGUCUAUCGGAGGCUUUACAGCUACUUGGGCCACCAUGUCCUACCCAGAUAUCAGUGCCCUUGUCCUUGAUGCCUCGUUUGACGAUCUUGUUCCGCUGGCUUUGAAAGUGAUGCCUGAGAGCUGGCGAGGACUCGUGACCAGGACUGUCAAGAAAUAUUUAAAUUUAAACAAUGCGGAGCAGCUCUGCAGGUAUCAGGGCCCCGUAUUACUCAUCAGAAGAUCACAGGAUGAAAUCAUCACAACCACACACCCAGAAGACAUUUCAUCUAACAGAGGGAAUGACCUGCUCAUGACUUUGUUACAGCAACGGUACCCCAAGGUGAUGUCUGAAGAAGGCAGGCUGGCAGUGAGGAACUGGCUGGCAGCAUCCACUCCUGUGCAAGAAGCCUCUGUGAUUAGUCAGUACGGGUUAGAAGAUGACUGGUGUCUGUCCGUCCUGCAGUCCUAUAAGGCUGAGAAUUCUGGUGUUUUUCCAUGGAGUGUAGGGGAGGAUAUGCCUGUAGUGGAAAAGCAACAGCUGGCUUUAUAUCUAGCACGGAAGCAUCUAGAGAGUUUUGAGGCUACUCACUGCACCCCUCUCCCACCCAGUGCAUUUCAUACCCCUUGGAGAAUAUAACUUAUUGGAAAAGUUGUGGGACUAAAUAUCACUGUCUUAACCACACACCAGCUGAUCCCGUACCUCCUGUGUCCUAACACCCAAUACUCUUAUGAAUGGCAGCUAAUGCAGGUGGAAGAUAAACGGAAGCCAUCCUGAUCGCCUUUUAUCUCUUGGACGAUUAUUUUUUUAUUUUUAAUUAAAUGGGUUUCUGUAUUGAAGGGGCAAAAUGAACAUAAGGUUAAAAUCUGAAGGAAAGUCUGAGUAAUGGCUAUUAAAAUGUCAAUGCUUCUACCAAGA
This is a messenger RNA of Pelobates fuscus (common spadefoot toad), 2118 nucleotides long. RefSeq names its product abhydrolase domain containing 16A, phospholipase (gene ABHD16A). Lineage: Eukaryota; Metazoa; Chordata; Amphibia; Anura; Pelobatidae. Bases 118 to 1839 code for a protein of 573 amino acids. Gene Ontology annotation, cellular component: endomembrane system. The transcript is spliced from 20 exons. Gene Ontology annotation, biological process: monoacylglycerol catabolic process; phosphatidylserine catabolic process. Gene Ontology annotation, molecular function: glycerophospholipase activity; monoacylglycerol lipase activity. The record is from RefSeq and is a predicted model, not a curated record.